ACGCCGGGUUCGUGACUCCCACCGCCCCGGGAGCCGCUCGGCUGGAGGUGUCACUGCCCAGCAGGCAUGGCCCAGGCUCCGACAGGGAACCUGAAGGAGGCGUUCAGGACGCAGCUGUGCUGGAAGCUCGUCAAGAACCUCGCCGUUAUUGAACAAUACCAGAGCCACCCCAGAUAUACCAUUUCAGAUGAUCUAAAAGUUGGCUUUUUCACCACAGACCAUGCUACCCAAACAGAUACCAAUGAGAUUUUGCCAGUAAAAGAAUUAAGUUCAUCUACACAAAAGUUAAUUCAGGUUAUUACAGCCCUUCAGGUGGAUUUUAGGUUCCUUAAAGAACUGGUUCAGUUGAAGUUUGAGGACAGUCUUCAAGAAGAGUCUUCAAAAAUCGUCGUUGCUCUCCAGGACAGGAUCUUAGAGAUGGAAAAGCACUAUCAACAGAAUGAGGAGAAUAUGAGAAAAUGCUUUCAGCAGCAGUUAGCUGAUGCCAUCGCCGUCGUCAAAGGAAUGUACCAGCAAUAUUUUGAUGUAGAGGAAGAAAAAACUUCUUUGCAAGAUGCAGAAAAUGUCAAGUUGGGUGUUUUGUCAAGAAAACUGAAAGAGAAAGAAGAAAUUAUCAAUGAAUUAAGAGAGCAACUAGAACAAUGUGAAGGAUUUGAAAAACUUGACACUUUUGCCGAGGCCAGCUCUUCCAAAUUAAACUUAGAAAGGGAAAACUGGGAGCACAGAACGGAAAACGAGAGACUGCUCAAAGUCAUUUCGGAUCUUGAAGAAGAACUCAAACUCAGUGUAAAAGAAAAUUCAAUAUUAGAAGAUGAACUUAUAAGUCUGAAAGAGAUCUCAGAGAAGAAUCAGAAAACUAUUCAAAAGUUAACAGAUGCUAGAGACAGAUUAAGAUACGAGCUUGAUAGUGAAAAAGUAUUAGUUCAAGAUAUGGUCACUAAGCACAAGGAAGAAAUGGAAGCAUAUGCCAAGAACCUGAAAUCAGCCAAGAAGAGAGAGCCCUCUGUAUCUCCGUGGCAGUCACAGCCCAAGAGUGCAACAUCUUUGAGGCCAGUUUCUGCCUCCAUGAGUGUACAGUCUAUCAAAAGUAAGAAAUCCAGGACAUCACUGAAAAAAAUGCCAAAACCAGAGCCAGAAGUGGACAGUUCAGGUCCCUCUCACAUCAGCUCCAAGGCUAGACUUGAGACCACCUCCACUGACAGACAGAAGUCCUCCAAGAGUGACAAAACAAAGGACCUUUUGGAUGAAGGAACCCAUGUGAAGGAAAAGUUUAGAUCUAAGACACCAACUGCAGUACAUGAAGAAAAGAAGGUAGAAGCAACAGUCCCUAAGGAGGAAGACAAAGAAGCUUUGAAAGCACAAAUAGAAGCAUUAAAAGCUGAGUUAGAGAAUGUGAAACAGAAGUUUGAAAGAUUUAGAAAGGAAUCAGAACGAAUAAGCAAAAACUGGGAGAAGAGAUUCAUGAUUCUCAGGAGCAGCUUUCAUGCACUUAAGAAUGAGAUGUUUACCAGGCACACACUGUUUCGUCAGUUUGCAAUACUUGCUGAUACAUCCUUCAAUUAUGUUAAAUCGAACCCCUUAUUUGUGCAGUCUAAAGCAAACUUGACGGAUACCACAUCUCCUCCAGCUAGUCAUUUCCCUUCAAUAGACAAGAGGCAUGUGGACACAAUGAAUGAUCAAGCAUCUUCAUCAAAAGCCUUUCACCCGCCUUUGAAGAGGUCAUCCAUACCGAAGAACGAUGCGAAACCACCUAAUGAAUCAGCACAGAGCAUCAGCCAAAGAAAGGUCUCUCUCGCCAUCCCCCACAUAUCCUGGCCUGAGUAAGGUCUGCCUCCCUGGUGAGGGAACUACUAUCACCAAGGCAUUUCUAAAGGCAAUGUACACUAUUUGAGCACCACACUCUAAAAUUCAGCACGCACCUUUUCCGGGCACCUUUUUAAUCCCUAAGGAAACUGCUCACCAGUACUGGGUAAUGGUUAAACUGGGUGAGUGGGGCACACAGACCCUGAGGGGUGGUCAAAUGCAUUCUGGUGCUCCCAGGAUCCCGGCUGUACCCGGCACCCAAGGGUGGGAAAGAUUGGACUUUCAUUAAAAAGUUUAAGGCAUUAA
This is a messenger RNA of Chinchilla lanigera (long-tailed chinchilla), 2109 nucleotides long. Its product is annotated as chromosome unknown open reading frame, human C10orf67. The record is from RefSeq and is a predicted model, not a curated record. The coding region runs from base 67 to 1824 and encodes 585 amino acids. NCBI's taxonomy places the organism in Eukaryota, Metazoa, Chordata, Mammalia, Rodentia, Chinchillidae. The transcript has 18 exons.